UCGGUGGGUGGCGGGCCGGAGGGCGGACCGACAGGCCGACGGACCGUGGCCCCAGGCGGAGGGUCCCUGAAACAGAGUUGGUGACAGUUCUGGAAACACAGCAAGGGCCAUGGCUACCCAAGCUGAUUUGAUGGAGCUGGACAUGGCGAUGGAACCAGAUAGAAAAGCAGCUGUCAGUCACUGGCAGCAACAAUCAUAUCUGGACUCUGGAAUCCAUUCUGGGGCCACAACCACAGCUCCAUCCCUGAGUGGCAAGGGGAAUCCCGAGGAGGAAGAUGUCGACACCACCCAAGUCUUGUAUGAGUGGGAGCAGGGAUUCUCUCAGUCCUUUACCCAGGAACAAGUGGCAGAUAUCGAUGGACAAUAUGCAAUGACCAGAGCCCAGAGAGUGCGUGCUGCCAUGUUCCCGGAAACUCUGGACGAGGGCAUGCAGAUCCCAUCUACUCAGUUUGAUGCAGCUCACCCAACCAACGUGCAGCGUUUGGCCGAACCUUCUCAGAUGCUGAAACAUGCAGUGGUAAACUUGAUUAACUACCAAGAUGAUGCCGAACUUGCCACUCGUGCCAUCCCUGAACUGACCAAACUGCUUAAUGACGAGGACCAGGUGGUGGUUAAUAAGGCUGCGGUUAUGGUCCAUCAGCUAUCUAAAAAGGAAGCCUCCAGACAUGCCAUCAUGCGCUCUCCUCAGAUGGUGUCCGCUAUUGUACGUACCAUGCAAAAUACAAAUGAUGUGGAAACAGCCCGUUGCACUGCUGGGACUUUGCAUAAUCUUUCUCAUCACCGGGAAGGCUUAUUGGCCAUCUUCAAAUCUGGAGGCAUCCCCGCUCUGGUGAAAAUGCUUGGGUCACCAGUGGACUCUGUAUUGUUCUAUGCCAUUACUACUCUUCACAACCUUUUAUUGCAUCAAGAAGGAGCUAAAAUGGCAGUGCGUCUAGCGGGUGGGCUGCAGAAAAUGGUUGCCUUGCUCAACAAAACAAACGUUAAGUUCUUGGCUAUCACAACAGACUGCCUUCAGAUUUUAGCUUAUGGCAAUCAAGAAAGCAAGCUGAUCAUUCUGGCCAGUGGAGGACCUCAGGCACUAGUAAAUAUAAUGAGGACUUAUACCUAUGAAAAACUACUUUGGACCACAAGUAGAGUACUGAAGGUGUUGUCAGUCUGCUCUAGUAACAAGCCGGCCAUUGUCGAAGCAGGUGGAAUGCAAGCUCUAGGCCUUCAUCUCACAGAUCCAAGCCAGCGUCUUGUGCAGAACUGCCUCUGGACUCUAAGGAACCUUUCAGAUGCUGCGACUAAACAGGAAGGAAUGGAAGGACUGCUAGGGACUCUCGUCCAACUUCUAGGUUCAGAUGACAUCAACGUCGUCACUUGUGCCGCCGGGAUCCUGUCCAACCUCACUUGCAAUAAUUACAAGAACAAGAUGAUGGUGUGUCAGGUUGGGGGCAUCGAAGCGCUGGUGCGUACCGUGCUGCGUGCUGGUGACAGGGAGGAUAUCACCGAGCCUGCUAUCUGUGCCCUUCGCCAUUUGACCAGCAGGCACCAGGAAGCGGAGAUGGCUCAAAACGCCGUCCGCCUUCAUUAUGGACUUCCCGUUGUGGUGAAACUUCUCCACCCACCGUCUCAUUGGCCUCUGAUCAAGGCUACUGUCGGUCUCAUCCGUAACCUUGCCCUCUGUCCGGCCAAUCACGCUCCCCUGCGUGAACAAGGUGCCAUUCCACGGUUAGUUCAGCUGCUGGUGAGAGCGCAUCAAGACACCCAGCGUCGUACAUCGAUGGGUGGGACACAACAGCAGUUUGUGGAGGGCGUACGUAUGGAAGAAAUCGUUGAAGGCUGCACUGGAGCCCUCCAUAUCCUGGCGCGCGAUGUCCACAACCGAAUUGUAAUCAGGGGCCUAAAUACCAUUCCGCUGUUCGUGCAGUUGCUGUAUUCUCCCAUCGAGAACAUCCAGAGAGUAGCUGCCGGGGUGCUCUGUGAACUGGCGCAGGACAAGGAAGCCGCGGAAGCUAUCGAAGCAGAAGGAGCCACUGCUCCCCUGACGGAGUUGCUUCACUCGAGGAAUGAGGGUGUUGCAACAUACGCUGCUGCAGUAUUAUUCCGAAUGUCUGAGGACAAACCGCAGGAUUACAAAAAACGCCUUUCAGUUGAGCUGACAAGCUCGCUCUUCAGAACCGAACCAAUGGCUUGGAAUGAGACUGCAGAUCUCGGACUUGAUAUUGCUGCCCAAGGUGAACCCCUGGGAUACCGUCAAGAUGAUCCUAGCUAUCGUUCCUUCCACUCUGGCGGCUACGGCCAAGAUGCCUUGGGGAUGGACCCCAUGAUGGAGCAUGAAAUGGGGGGCCACCACCCUGGGGCCGAUUACCCAGUCGACGGGCUGCCGGACCUGGGCCACGCCCAGGAUCUCAUGGAUGGGCUUCCUCCGGGCGAUAGUAAUCAGUUGGCCUGGUUCGAUACUGACCUGUAAAAUCAUCUUUUAGCUGUAUUGUCUGAAUGAACUUGCAUUGUGAUUGGCCUGUAGAGUUGCUGAGAGGGCUCGAGGGGUGGGCUAGUAGCUCAGAAAGUGCCUGACACACUAACCAAGCUGAGUUUCCUAUGGGAACAAUUGAAGUAAACUUUUUUGUUCUGGUCCUUUUUGGUCGAGGAGUAACAAUACAAAUGGAUUUUGGGCGUGACUCAAGAAAUGAAGAGUGCACAAGACUGGAUCACAAGAUGGAAUUUAUCAAACCCUAGCCUUGCUUGUUAAUUUUUUUUUUUUUUUAAAUCUCUGUAAUGGUACUGACUUUGCUUGCUUUGAAAGUAGCCUUUUUUUUGCAGUAACUGUUAGUUUUUUAAGUCUCUCGUAGUGUUAAGUUAUAGUGAUUAUUGCUACAGCAGUUUCUAAUUUUAAAGGAUCGAAUAACAGUGUAGAACACUAACUAAUUCAUAAUCACUCUAAUUGUAUUCUGAAUAAAGUGUAACAUUGUGUAGCCUUUUUGUAUAAAAUAGACAAAUAGAAAUGGUCCAAUUAGUUUCCUUUUUAAUAUGCUUAAAAUAAGCAGGUGGAUCUAUUUCAUGUUUUUGAUCAAAAAACUUUAUCUGGGAUAUGUCUGGGUGGGGGCCAGUCAGAACUGUUAUUUGGAACCUUGUAUUGGACAGUUUACCAGUUGCCUUUUAUCCCAAAGUUGUUGUAACCUGCUGUGAUACAGAAGCUUCAUGAGAAAAUGCAGUUAUAAAAAUGGUUCAGAAUUAAAGAGUAAACUUUUAAUUCAUU
Messenger RNA from Tachyglossus aculeatus (Australian echidna), 3241 nucleotides. RefSeq names its product catenin beta 1 (gene CTNNB1). Lineage: Eukaryota; Metazoa; Chordata; Mammalia; Monotremata; Tachyglossidae. The coding region runs from base 110 to 2455 and encodes 781 amino acids. Gene Ontology annotation, molecular function: alpha-catenin binding; protein phosphatase binding; transcription coactivator activity. The record is from RefSeq and is a predicted model, not a curated record. The transcript is spliced from 16 exons. Gene Ontology annotation, cellular component: adherens junction; catenin complex. Gene Ontology annotation, biological process: positive regulation of transcription by RNA polymerase II; cell adhesion.